AUGUUAUUUCCGGUUUCGUGGCCGCCUUGUUUGAAUUUUUUUUGGACUUCGAAGUCCGUAGGUCCUGCUCGACAUUUUUAUAAAAUAAAAUAGAAUUUAGAACAUUAGUAACGGUAUUUUUCAGGUAUUCUGUGUAGAACAAAGGUAAAGAGCCAAACCAUGGCUCAGCGUGUGGCAGUAUCAGAUAAUGGAAGCAAGAAAGCCUCCCGGGUAAGAGUUGCUGUUCGUCUGCGGCCUUACAUGGGCAAACAAGAUGACAAAGGCGAGGGGCCUUGUGUUAGAGGGUUGGAUUCACAGAACCUGGAGAUCAUCAACUGGAGGAAUGCCACAGAAACUGUAAAAUAUCAUUUUGAUGUGUUCCAUGGCGAGAAUACGACGCAACAAGAGGUGUUUCUCUCAUCGGUGAAGCCUAUUCUGCCGCAUGUUCUGAGAGGACAGAAUGCAAGUGUGUUUGCCUAUGGGCCAACAGGAGCCGGCAAGACACACACCAUGAUGGGAAGUUCAGAGCAACCGGGCAUGAUUCCCCGCGCCGUUGGUGAGAUCUUCCAUCUAGUCAAUGACCAGGAUGAGAACGAUGGAUGGGACUACACCGUCGGCAUGUCUUAUUUAGAGAUUUACAACGAGAAGGUGCUAGAUCUUUUAUCACCGAGUUCCCAGGAUUUGCCGAUACGACAGGACAAGGACAAGAACAUCCUCAUACCCGGCCUCACUCACACGACAAUCUCGUCGUUUGCGGAUUUCGACCGCCAAUUUGUUCCUGCCAGUCUUAAUCGUACCACAGCGUCGACAAAACUGAACCAGCGCUCCAGCCGUAGCCAUGCUAUCCUCCUCAUAAAGGUGGUGCGGACUCAACGAGCCCUCGCGACCCGCCAACAAACGGGCAAGCUCUACCUGGUGGACCUGGCUGGCUCCGAGGACAACCGUCGCACCGGCAACCAGGGCAUCCGCCUGAAAGAAAGCGGCGCCAUCAACCUGUCUCUCUUCACUCUCAACAAAGUGGUGGACUCCCUCAACUCGGGCGCGUCUGUGCGUGUGCCCUACAGAGACAGUAAACUGACGCGCCUGCUUCAGGACUCCCUGGGGGGCUCGGCUCACUCUGUCAUGAUCACCAACAUUGCCCCGGAGUACAAGUACUACUUCGAUACCUUCAGCACGCUCAACUUUGCAGCCAAGUCCAAGCUCAUCGUAAACAAGCCUUUCACGUGUGAAACGGUGGCUGUGCAGCCAGUGAAGCGGGCCAGAGAGGAGCACGAGGCAGGGGGUUCUGGCACCGUGCCCCACAAAAAGAAGCAGAGGGAGGAGAAGAAAGCGGAGCAGGAUGCCUCCUCGCCUUCAUCUCAUGUCUACAGCCUCUCCGAGCCAUCAGUGAUGGACAGGCUGGUUGCUUUGGAAAAGCUGAUGAUGAACUGCCAGGAUAAAGACAGUGUAAAUAUGUUAAAGCACGUCGCCCAGUCUCGCAAGGAGAUCCAGGAGCUUAAAGAAAAGCAGAAGGAGUUCGAGAGCAAGACCAUGCUGUUGAGUCAGCUGGCUAAACAAAACUCCACACGUCCAGAGGCGGCUUUCAGGACUAACGAGGCUCCUUUGCAGCCAAAACCAGGCACCGUCUCAAAAGUCAAUAAGAAGCAGGCCGUGGUGCAACCUCUGCAGGUGUCUCAGCUCCAGCCUCUAAAUCAGCUCGCAGUGAUCAGGAAACCGUCUGUCUGCAUCAAGAAAGCGGGCAAGAUGCUCCCAGAUCACAUGGAGCUCCCGGGUGAUAAAGAAAACAUCAUGCUGAAGGCCUGGGAGUCCCAGCUAGACGUGUGCAUCCUGGAACAGUCCAGACAGAAGAUCCUGCACAUCCUCAACACGGGUUCCGUCAAAGAGCUAAAAGGCCUGCAGCAGAUCGGCGACAAGAAGGCCAAGCUCAUCCUGGGCUGGAGGGAGAUCCACGGCGUCUUCCACAAGCUGGAAGAUUUAUGUAAAGUUGAAGGUAUGACAGAAAAGAGAUUUUCCUCCUUUAUGAAGGCAAACAUCUUAAGUGCGAUUGGAAAGUGAUCUUUUUAUUUUUUUAAGCCUCUCCCAUGUAAAUAACCUACAAAUGUUUUUUUUCGCUAAGAUAAGCUUAAUUUUUAAUUUUUGUUCUAUUGUUGUAGUUCCCCAUGUACUCCAGAAGAUGGUGCCUUCCUCUUCUUUAUUUCCAUUAAACCCCUCCUGUCCUGA
This is a messenger RNA of Doryrhamphus excisus (bluestripe pipefish), 2199 nucleotides long. RefSeq names its product kinesin family member 22 (gene kif22). The record is from RefSeq and is a predicted model, not a curated record. Lineage: Eukaryota; Metazoa; Chordata; Actinopteri; Syngnathiformes; Syngnathidae. Gene Ontology annotation, molecular function: DNA binding; microtubule binding; microtubule motor activity. Gene Ontology annotation, cellular component: microtubule associated complex. Gene Ontology annotation, biological process: spindle elongation; DNA repair; microtubule-based movement.